UAUUGAGUGUAAAUCAAUAUCCAAAUUAACCUUUGCUUUAACUUGUUUACAGAUCGGUAUUGUGUUUGCGCAUGCUCGAACAAUGACGACGUGAAUCAAAAGUAUUUGAAAAACAUUACCACGUGAAUUGUUUAUAAAAAUCAUCAAUAAGUCUAGAUAAUACAGAUAAUAUAGAAAUGUAAAAAAAAAAAUUCUUCGAAAAAAGGAAUAUUGAUAAAUCAUGGGAUGUUUUGAAUCCAAAGGACACAAAAUUUUUGACUUUAAGAAAAAGUCUUUCAAAAAUGGAAAUAAUGGAAAUUUACCACCUAGUUUAACAGAAAAAGAUAGAGUUAUUUUAGCGACAUCGUGGCAACGAUUAAAAACGGAUGUGGAGAAAGUGGGAGUAGUUACAUUCAUGAAAUUAUUUGAUAGCCACCCAGAAGUACAAGAUGCAUUCCUUCCUUUUCAACAGCUCAGCAAGAAAGAUAUGGAACAAAGUGCAAUAUUACGAUCACAUGCUUUACGUGUGAUGGGAACUGUCGAUAAAUGCAUAUCACGUUUAGACAAACCUGAUAAAUUUAAAGAAUUAAUGACCAAUCUAGGCCAACGACACCUUAAUUACAAUGUAAACGAAGAAUUUAUAGAGAUGGUAGGACAACAAUUUGUGUACGCUAUACAGCCGCAUUUAGAGGACAUAUGGUCAGAAGAGGUACAAGUUGCCUGGUCACAGCUUUUUAAGUAUAUGACAUAUUAUAUGAGACAAGGUCUACGAGGUUCAACGACGAUUCAGUAUUAAGAAAGCAUUGCUUGAAAGGUUUAUUCAUAUAUAUGCAUGAAUAACAAUUCCAGUAUAUGAAGAAUUAGAAUGAAUUCGAAAAAUAAUAGAAAAAGCACAAUUCACCGUUUCAGAAUAUAAUGCAUUCUGGGUAAUAUUUUCAAAAUCGUACAACAAAACGCUAUGAUUAGCUAAAAACGUCCCAAAUAAUUAAACUUCAACCAAUGACGUGACGUCGUUUUCAUUUUUGGGUACGAACAAUUAAAUUACCCAGAAUGCAUUAGAUUCUGAAACGGCGAAUUGACACUAAUGCUUGUUUUGAAAUAUAACAUCUACUGAUAAAAAAAAAAUGGUUUCCCUGAAUCAAAAGGUGGCGACCGUUAUAAUGUCUUAUGAAAAAGUACAUGUAUAUACUAUUGACAUUAAAGGGAUGUCAGGGAUGGUUGCUUAUAAUAGUAAACGCAUUUGACAAAAUGUGCAUUUCAUGAGACAUCAUAUAAAGUCAAAUGAUCAAGAACCAAUUCAAUUAAGCAUAUACAGUGAUACCUCAUUAAAUUUUCAUGACGAUAUCAGUUUAAACAUAUAUUGUAUAUUAUUGAAAUAUGAGUUUCAUGUCAUUGCUGUAAAAAUCAUUUCACCAUCAUCAAGCAACGAAAGCGCAAGUGUCCUUAUUUGUUAAACAUCAAGUGAAACAAGAUAUGCACUGUAUUAGUAGUGUUUUGCUCCUUUCCUUAUUUUUAGUGUUGUUUAUGUUACAAUUCUAUUAGUUUUUUUUUUUUAAAUUGAACGGAUUAUAUACAUUUUCAUUUUUAUUUCUUGAUAUUUUUUUCCAUAGUCAAUUGGACUUAAAAAAAAACUUUUUUUAAUCUAAAAUUGUAACUGGUAGUAUUUCAAAAUAAUAAUAAUAAUAAUAUUCAUAUAAAAAUAAUGAUAAAUGUAAUGAUAAGAAUCCAAAUAGAAAGAAGAGUUAGAAGAAAAGAAGAUAAAGAGAAUAGGGUGAUACCUCUUGGACUGUUGUUUCAUGUAGACCUGAUGACCAUAAGCAAGGUAACUCGGUUCUGUCCUGAAAAUAUAAUUAUUCAUUUGAUGAAAUUGGCAGUGAUAAAACUGAUAAAGAUCAUUGGAAAUUAAGGAAUCUUUAUGCAAAGCCAUGAAUUGCUAAGUUUGGCUAUACCUUUGUUCCUUUAUAUCAGAAUAUUAGGUUUAUGGUUUGGCAUACAUCAUUGCUGAAGAGACACUAAUUUUCAAAAUGCAUAUCUGCAGCAGUUACAUGAGAUCUUUGAAAAAAAAAGCGGAAGACAAUCAAAAUGCAAAAGUAGAGAAAGAACAGAUAAAACCAUCGCAAAAAAUGAAAAACGACAAAAAGACAAACAACAGUAUAUAAAAACCUACAAAGAACGUUAAAUAAUUUCAUACUAAUCAUCUAAAAUAUAUGACUAAUGUUCUUUUCAACCAUUGAUGGAGAAAAAACACGUAAUUUUUUUCUGUUUUAAUCAAACCAUUUCUUCAUUUCAAAUCGUUUAAACAUUUAUCACAUGUCUUACUCAUUCUUAACAUUACCAUUAACUGUAACCAAUUUUCAGUCUUCUGAAUAACAAUUGUUUCCAGAAAAAUUACCCACGUCUAAUACAUUAUCAAGAUUAAGAUAGGCAUUUUUGUUUCAAAUUCAUAAACUUUUAUUCAUGCAUUACUUUUUCUCCAGUUAUUUGUGUUAAAUGCAAAACAAAAAAUGAUUGCUCUCAUUUGUAACAAAGGACAUGGUAUUUAAUUUAAAAUAAACAGUUUGAUUAAUAGGACAGUCAGAUCUAGUGCAUUUAUAAUGUACAUGAGAGAAAACCUCCAGUGUUGUAUGUUGAUAAUUGUUUAUUGUUGAUCGUCAUAACAAUCAAGUUAUUAUAUGUGUAUAUUCGUUUUAUGAUGGUCCUAAAGAGGUGAAAAAUAGUUUGAUAUACUUUUAAAAUGAAAAUAAUGUAAUUAAGAUUAUUUCUAGAAUUUUAGUAAUGUCUGAACAUGGCCGUUUACUCAUACACUGAAAAACAUCUAAGAGUCGGCUAAGUUGAAAAUUCUUUAACAAUAACAACUAUUGAUUACACAAUGACAGACAAUUAGGACAUCAAGCUUGCAUAAAUGUAACUUUUAUACUCAUUUAUAUUCAUACAUUCAUGACAUUAUUUAACAAAACAAUAAAAACAAAAAAUAAACAAAAACAAAAACAACUGACAUCUUUUUUCUGCCAAUUUAUUUGGCUUCAACAGCUAGAAUGCUCUAACAAUUUUCAUUCUUGAUUUUUCAUAAUUCCGAUGUAUAAAGCAAAUUUAUUUUGAGAACAAUCAUAUUGUAAAACGGUAAAACUGUAAGCAAAAUAAAAUGAUGUUAAACGCAAUUUUUGUCGAAAAGACGACAUUAAGAAACAAAAUAUGUAUGUAAGAAAGUUUAUGAUUAAUUGUGUAUGUGGAAUAGUGGUGGAAUGAAAGAUUUAUAGAAUAACUAAUCGAAGAAUUCAAAUAGAGAAAAAUAUUCAACGAGUGACCGAACAACACAUUAAUUCACGAAUGCGCGUAGCGCAUGAGUUAAUUAUCAGUGUUGUUCGGUCACGAGUUGAAUAUUUUUCGAUAUUUGAAUUCUUUGAUUAGUUAUUCUUUUUAUUACAUUGGCAAAUGGCUUUUUUUAAUGAAAUUAAUGUAGAAAAUGUAAGGAACUAUAUCUUUUUUCUACGCAUUCACAAUUUGUUUUGAUCCGACGUUAUCGACGUCUUGACAACGCCUAUUGUUGUAUGACGUCAGAGAGUGAAAUAACCACGUUUAUUUCACAUGUGAAAUUAUCGGUUUUUAUUUGACUGGGAAAUCAAUGUAAUUCAAUGCUACCAAUGUAAUAAUUGUAUAUAAUAUAUGAUCGAAUUAUUUGGGUUUUGUUUGUAUUAUGUUCUUUCUUCACAAACUGAUAUAUAAAUGUACUGCGGAAAUAUGGACAUUGUAUUGUAUUUGUUAACGGAUACUGAAUAACCACUUGUUAGAAUGCAACACUCUUCAAAAUGUGUUAAAUAUAAAACAUAGAGUGCAACUUUGCAAAUAUUGCGGCAAACGGUAGAUUUUAUGACAGUAGUGCGCAAUCUCUUGGUUGUAUCCUUUUACAAUAUUUUGUAUAUAUAAUUCAUUUUUAUAAACCGACAUUCGAAUUUGUAUUUCAUGUUAUUAUCUAUUGUACGAUUAAUAUUUGUAAAAAAAAAUAAAUAUCUUUAAUAACG
Molecule: messenger RNA, 3998 nt
Organism: Mytilus californianus (California mussel)
Lineage: Eukaryota; Metazoa; Mollusca; Bivalvia; Mytilida; Mytilidae
Product: neuroglobin-1-like
Exons: 3
Coding region: 221-775 (184 amino acids)
Molecular function (GO): oxygen binding; heme binding
Source: RefSeq, a predicted model, not a curated record